Molecule: messenger RNA, 743 nt
Organism: Cannabis sativa
Lineage: Eukaryota; Viridiplantae; Streptophyta; Magnoliopsida; Rosales; Cannabaceae
Product: transcription and mRNA export factor ENY2
Exons: 5
Coding region: 139-474 (111 amino acids)
Biological process (GO): regulation of transcription by RNA polymerase II; positive regulation of DNA-templated transcription; poly(A)+ mRNA export from nucleus
Cellular component (GO): SAGA complex; nuclear pore; DUBm complex
Molecular function (GO): chromatin binding; transcription coactivator activity
Source: RefSeq, a predicted model, not a curated record
UUAAAUCGUCAUCAUUCUGUUUUUCUUCUUGGGAAAACUCUCGAUUUCUCUGUACCUUUUCACUUCUGCGACGAUUACCAGUCCCAUUCCACUUAAAUUAGGGUUAUUCUUCCUACACAAAAUUACAGACAAUAAAUCAUGAGGAAAUCAGUGAAUCGUCCAUCAACACCAGAUGUAGUGGAAAUUCAGGACAAAGAACCCACGCUUCAAGAACUUCUUAACAUAAAGUUGAUUGAGAGUGGUGAGAAGGAAAGACUAAUGGAUCUUCUUAGAGAAAGGCUUACUGAAUGUGGUUGGAAAGAUGAUAUGAAAUAUCUUUGCAGGCAAUUCAUAAAGAAAAAAGGGAGGAAUAAUGUUACCUUGGACGACCUUGUACAUGUCAUUACCCCGAAAGGAAGAGCCUCCAUUCCUGAUUCUGUAAAAGCUGAGCUUUUGCAAAAGAUUCGUACUUUUUUGGUGUCAGCAGCUGUUUGAUGAUGAUGAUGAUGUGAUGGUGGUGGUGGUGGUGAUGAUGAUGAUGAUCAUGAUCAUGAUGACGACGAUGAUGACGAUGAUGAUGAUGAUGAUGAUGAAAGCAUUAUUAUUAUCUCAUGAGCUUGAGAAUUAAGAUCAUCACAGGAAUGGAACUGAGGAAUCACAUGCUGUAAUAUAUCUUUUCUUUGUUAACAAAAAUGAUUUUGUAACUUGAUACACUUGAGUUCUUAAUGGAUAAACUUCAUUAGUAAUCAUUUCAUUUUUAAGUA